Messenger RNA from Fusarium coffeatum, 2670 nucleotides. RefSeq lists its product as uncharacterized. Gene Ontology annotation, cellular component: cytoplasm; membrane. The record is from RefSeq and is a predicted model, not a curated record. Gene Ontology annotation, biological process: protein folding in endoplasmic reticulum. Lineage: Eukaryota; Fungi; Ascomycota; Sordariomycetes; Hypocreales; Nectriaceae. Bases 1 to 2670 code for a protein of 889 amino acids. The transcript has a single exon.
AUGACACGACACCAACCCAACAUUCAUCGCCCUCCGCUGGCCAGGGCAACUAUACUCCAGCGACGUUUCAAUGCGCUGUCAACCGCCGAGAUUACGAUGCCAUCGCUAGGCACAAUACUUUGGAGAACCCUUCUAUUCUCCACAACUUAUAUACAAGUCUAUGCUCAAUCCCACGACCCCAAUAAUACCGCUUCGAUUCCAAUCGACUCGACCUUUACUGUCUCGACCUGCGACGCCCGAACCAUCAAUUACAUCACUCACUCUCUUCCCCAAUCGUGUCUUACCAGCUCCUGGACAAGCACAACCACAACACCGACCUCUGUCCUUUCAUCCUCCAAUUUGACAACCGAAUCUUCUUCUGCCUCGAUCCAAAGCGAUACACCAUCCCCCAACGUACGGGGCGAGUCUCAGUCUCAGUCUCAACAACCACCUUCCGCCGCUACUCCCGCGCAAGAUGAGUCACAAGAUGCAUCCGGAGAUGGAGCUGCUAAACCAUUCAUGUCCUUCGAGGACUGGAAAGAGAUGAUGCUGCGGGAAACAGGGCAGGACCCUCGAGAUCUUCACGCCAGAAACACGAAACCACGCGACAGGACACCGCCGGACAUGGGCCAUGCUGGUCUCGGUGAAGAAGACGAGAUAUCCCUGAACUUUGACAGCUACUUGGAUAAUGCCGGGGACAAAACAGAACGCCCUUCUGAUCUUGAUCAGGCCAAAGGCGAUGGAACAGGCAAGGCGAUCGUCUACGAAGCGAUUCACGGGAGUAAAGAUGCUGGCAAGACGUGCAAAGAACGCUUUUCUUAUUCGUCUUUUGAUGCCGGCGCCACCAUUCUUAAGGCCAGCCCCGGCGCACAGAACCCAAGGACUAUUCUCGUCGAGAACAAAGACUCUUACAUGCUACUUCAGUGCUCCGCUAAGAGCAAAUUCGUCAUCGUCGAAUUGAGCGAUGAUGUCCUUAUUGACACUGUAGUCCUCGCCAACUUCGAGUUCUUUUCCAGCAUGUUUCGCCACUUUACUGUCAGCGUUAGUGACCGGUACCCAGUCAAGAUGGACAAGUGGAAGCAGCUGGGAAUGUUUGAGGCACGGAACUCGCGUGAUAUCCAGCCCUUUCUGGUUAAGAACCCCCAGAUCUUUUCCAAAUAUGUUCGGAUUGAGUUCCUCACUCACUGGGGGAAUGAGUUUUACUGCCCAGUAUCUUUACUUCGCAUUCACGGCUCGCGCAUGCUUGAUUCAUGGAAGGAAUUGAAGGAUGAUGAUUCGAACCCUGACGAUGAGGCCGACGAAGCUCCACAGGCUCUCCCUUCAGAAGAAGCAUCAAAGCCACCAGAACCUGAGGUAGCCCCCGAACCUGUCAAGUCCACCUUGAUUGAGAAGAUGCCAUUUUGUGAAGUCGAUACUACUUCGCAGCUCUUCAUGGUUCCGUCAGUCUGCCCUGUCUCACUCAAUCAGACAACUUACACGACAUCGAACAAUAGCAGUUCUGUGGAAGUAACAAGUGCUGCUCCAACACCGAGUUCCUUGGAAGACAGAGAGCAGAAAGGACCCUCUACACAACAUACCCCGAGAUCAGAACACCCAGUGAGCGAUGAGCCCACAUCCUCAGUUUCAUCCAAGACCGCUUCCCCAAGCGCUACGCCAGCCAUCUCGCCCACAAGCCCCUCCUCUAUAUCAUCUUCCAACGCCGAAUCGGUUUCAAACGUGACUUCUCAAGCAUCGAGUUCCAGAGCAAUUCCAACAGCCUCAUCUUCCACAACCCCGCCCAGCAUAAAGCCCUCCCCUGCCAAUACUGUUAAUGCCAAGAAAGGCACGACGGGAACGGUCUCCGGUGCGCCAGCCUCGCCGACGGUACAAGAAGGCUUCUUCAAGGCCAUAUCGAAACGCCUCAUCGCCGUUGAAACCAAUCUCACCCUCUCGCUGAAGUACGUCGAAGACCAAGCUCGCCAUAUGUCCGAGACUUUGCAACGUACAGAGCAGAAGCAAAUCUCCAAAGCAAACCUUUUCUUUGAAGAGCUCAACCGCACCGUGCUGACGGAGCUACGCUCUGCCCGUGAGCAGUACGACCAGAUCUGGCAGUCAACAGUGAUUGCUCUUGAGAGUCAACGUGAGCAGUCCAAUCGAGAGAUAGUAGCUCUCAGCAGUCGUCUCAACCUUCUCGCCGACGAGGUCGUCUUCCAAAAGCGCAUGGCUAUCGUACAAGCAGUGCUUCUCCUGUCGUGCUUGCUUCUCGUCAUCUUCUCCAGGGGUGUCUCGCUACCGUACCUCGCGCCCCUUGUGGAUCAAGGUAAUCUUGCUCCCUACGAUCUUGGAUCCUCGACAUCUCGCCUUCGGGCCUUGUAUGGGGAUGCGUACAGUGCAGAUGAACAAAACGCAUCGCUACUAGCUACCCGGCAGAGAGCAUUUGUUCCCGUAACCACAGCAGCAGAAGAACAUACUUCAGCCGGUCUUCGGCAUCGUGUUUCGUUAGUUGACGAAAUGCGUAAUGACCAAGCAGAACGUGAGCAAUUGUCGCCUCCGCAAACACCAAGGUCCGGUGACGGCUUUUCGUCCUCGUCUGAUCUUCCACCAUCUUCGCGAGAAACACAUUCCGGCAUGUUACGGCAUGCUCCUGCGAUUCAUUCAGGCAAUUCACGUAAACCCUUGCCAGCUUUGCCCGAGAACCCUGCAUCGCCGUGA